Molecule: messenger RNA, 540 nt
Organism: Rotaria socialis
Lineage: Eukaryota; Metazoa; Rotifera; Eurotatoria; Philodinida; Philodinidae
Source: the annotation of a GenBank genome assembly
AUGAAUUUUUUUUUUUUUAUUAAACAUCAAUGGGCAAAUGUUAAAUGUUUUUAUGAUGGAAGUAAAUCGUAUCAACAUUUAUUUUCUUCUACACAAAGUAAAUCUCAAUGUUUGCAUAUGUUAAAUAAAUAUCCAUGUAUAGAUCGUUGGUCAAAUAUUCGAUGUAUUCAACUGAAUUUUCAUCCAUCACUUUAUUUAUUUCUCGAACAACUCGAUGGAUUAUGUCCUAAUGUCUCUUCUAUCAUGAUUCGUACAGAAAACUACAUCGAUCAAUCAAUAAUUAUAAAGUCUUUAACAAUACCAUUUGAAAUAGGACAAAGCAAUUUAAAUGAUAUUCGAUUGGAAAAUGUUACAAAACUUCAAUUUGGAGGUUGUUGUUCUCGUUCGGUUGGGCUUGACUAUAAAUUAACAUAUCAAGACAAAUUAACUGCAAAAGUAUUUGCUCAUCUCAUUUCAAUGCCUGUUCAACUUAAAUAUCUUCUGGUUGAAAAAUUUCAAUGGCUUCUUCAUGUUAUAAAAUAUGUAUGUAUUGAUUUUUAA